Molecule: messenger RNA, 315 nt
Organism: Racocetra fulgida
Lineage: Eukaryota; Fungi; Glomeromycota; Glomeromycetes; Diversisporales; Gigasporaceae
Source: the annotation of a GenBank genome assembly
AUGAGUAUAGAUGAAGGAUCACAAAAUCUGUUAAUAUUUGGUAAAAAUUCUUUAGUGAAUCUAGAUAUAAUCAUAGAAGAGAACUCUGAAUCUGGCAUACCUGACUCUACUACAAGUAAUUUAUUAUCUAAGCAUAUUAGUGAACCAACAGAUAAAAUAUCAAAAUCACAUAUAUUAAAAGAUCUUAUAAAAGAAUUAUCUACCAAACCUGAAGCUCUACAAGAUUCUGUAAUUAGAAAAGAAAAUACUGUUAAUUUUAAUGAUUUGUAUAAUAAUAUAAUUUAUGCAGAAACUCAAAAUGAAAUUAUAAAUUAA